Messenger RNA from Lindgomyces ingoldianus, 596 nucleotides. RefSeq lists its product as uncharacterized. The transcript is spliced from 4 exons. Gene Ontology annotation, biological process: vacuolar acidification; proton transmembrane transport. The coding region runs from base 71 to 304 and encodes 77 amino acids. NCBI's taxonomy places the organism in Eukaryota, Fungi, Ascomycota, Dothideomycetes, Pleosporales, Lindgomycetaceae. The record is from RefSeq and is a predicted model, not a curated record. Gene Ontology annotation, molecular function: proton-transporting ATPase activity, rotational mechanism. Gene Ontology annotation, cellular component: vacuolar proton-transporting V-type ATPase, V0 domain.
AAGCAAGGCAUCGAAUCUCCUCACACAGCCAACGUCCCCCCGGUAAUUCGGCCAUAGAAUACUGAUAAUCAUGGCAAAUGGCUGGGCUCCACUCAUCGGUUUGAUCGUGGUCGCUGUCUUCUGCGCCGGCGCCUGGUUUGGCACACCCAAGGGAGAGAACCAGACUGUCUGGCGGUCAACACUUCUUCUCUCGGCGGUUUCAAUGUACCUAAUGUGGGCCAUAACCUUCCUCGCACAACUACAUCCCCUCAUCUCUCCAAUCCGGUACGAUAUCCGAGCCGAUGACGAGCUUCACCGGCUUUAGUCCCACAAGGAGGAAGCCUAGCGCAUGGGAAGCAUGGGGGGAGGGGCGACAGGAUAACCAGAAGAAGCAACACUCAGCAUAGUUUGGGAUUUCGAAGGCUGAAGUGCUCGCUGUACAUUUAAGGCGCGCUCUGGCUGGAUUUUUACCAACAAUACGGGGUUUGAGGGAGCCCAUUUGGAUUCUCUAGAUUAGACGCGAUUGUACUAUGGACUGAUGGGCUGGGAGUUCAUCUAGGCUUGAGAAGGAUGCACAUGUACAUUGAUCGACCAUAAUUCAUUACCUUCACAUUCGC